AGGCCCUGACGCGUGUGCGGGGGGGUGUGCGUUCAUUUCACAGGUGCUGGCUGAGUGUCUUACAGUCUCCAGGCAUUGGGGACCCAGAGCUUAAGAACACGCUCCUUCUCCAUUCAGCGCUCACAGCCAGGAGGAUCAGUGUGAGAGGCAGCCUGGCGAGCGCAUCUGGAAAUGGCUGCAGGGAUCAGACAUGUGCAGACUGGCCUUAUUGUCGCCUGCUACCACGGCUUUGUGGACACCGUGGUGGCCUUAGCAGAGUGCCCCCACGUUGACGUCAACUGGCAGGACAACGAGGGGAACACGGCCCUGAUCACAGCCUCGCAGGCAGGGCACGCCACCAUCACCAACUACUUGUUGAACUAUUUCCCUGGCCUUGACCUGGAAAAGAGGAACGUGUUCGGACUCACAGCCCUGAUGAAAGCUGCCAUGCAGGGCCGGACGGAGUGCAUCCGAGCCCUGAUGCUGGCAGGGGCCGAUAUCCACGCCAGGGACUCCCGCCGUGGGUUGUCACCCCAGGAGUGGGCCGCCUUCACGGGUCGGCUGGAGGCGGUCCGCAUCAUGCAGAGGCUGCUGGAGCGACCCUGCCCGGAGCAGUUCGGGGACAAGUACAAACUGGAGCUGCCGUCCGUGGCCGAGGCAGUCCCGAAGCCUGCAGGCUCCAGGAACUGCUUGCAGCGGCUCACGGAGUGUGUGCGCUCUGCGCUGACCCCGCGUUCCCUGGGCCAGGGCCCGGAGGAUGGAGGCGCUCUGGACCUCAUGGUCAGGAUGACCACCAGCCUCUACAGCCCCGCUGUGGCCGUCAUCUGCCAGACCGUGUGCCCGGAGAACCCCCCUUGCGUGGGGAAAAGGCGCCUGGCGGUGCAGGAGAUCCUUGCGGCUCAGGAGGACCAGGACACCGAUGCCCAGGAAGGGGGCAAGGGAGAAGGCGCUGAGCAGCGGUUCCGGACCUUCCAGGUAUCCCAGGGCUCUGAAGAGGGCCUGCCGUCUGCCCCGCUGCCGGGGGCCCAGGCGCCCGCCCGCACCUCCUGGAAGACCAGCCUGCUGCCGCUCCCGCUGCCUUUCCUCCGGCGGAGCAGCGUGCGGCCCGGCGUGGUCAUCCCCAGGGUCCGCGUCAGCAAGGCGCCGGCGCCCACCUUCCAGCCGGAGCGGGCGUCCAGGAAGGGCAGCACCAAGGACAGCACCCACCUGCAGAUCCCCAAGUGGAGGUACAAGGAGGCCAAGGAGGAGAAGAGGAAGGCGGAGGAGGCGGAGAGGAAGCGCCAGGCAGAGGCGCAGAAGGAAAAGCGGCCGCCGCGCUGGAAGAAACGGACGUGAAGGGGCAGGUGGCGCAGGGCAGGUGCCCGGCCAGUGCCCGGCCAGUGCCCGGCCAGGGCGGCUGCGCGUUCACUGAGCCCAGCUGGGUGGCGGCGCCGCCGCGCGGACCAGGACGCACCUGCCCGGGGCCCUGUGCGCCCGGCUUUGCAGUCGCGCUGGGCGAUCUUCUGUCCGGGAAUCCAGAAAGCAUUUCUGUGUUGUGUGCUCGGGCUGGGAGCUGGGGACACCACAAAUUUAUUUGCCUAAAACCAGUUCCUUAGUGAUCAGUACACCUGGUGACAGUUCACCUGAAGUCUUCCUUUAGAGAACCUCAAUUAAGUUUUUAGACCAAUUUAUCAAAGGGCGUUUUCUGUGCAGUUUUGUAUUUUUAGUUAUUAUUUACCAAAUUUGCAGCAUUUUCUGAGUGAUGGGGCUCUUUGUAUUUCAGGCAGUUUUCAUACAUUCGUCUGAAGACCCUUUGUUUAAAUACGGUUUCUAGCAAUAAAUCUUAGUGAUACCUGCAGGAGUUCACUGCGAGCUCUGAGACUCGGCCAGUUCGCUGCUUUGGUUUUCGCCUUCCCAGCCCCUGGCAGGUGCACUGCCUGUUCUUGCUGGUUCAGCUCGCGGCGCCUGGUGUGUAUUUCUGCCUGAGGAAGGCAUGCUGGCUUUUAUGGCCAGAUGCUCAGGGACACUGAGGGGUCAGGUGCCACUGUACCUUCUUUUUACAUCUCUUGCCCAGUUGUAACAAUAACCACUCUAUUGUCCAGUUAUGAAACGGUGCGGGCAGAGACAUGUCUUUAUUGCUAGAACUAAACUCAUUUUAAGCAACGGACUUUGGAUAAAGGGAGGGACUGGAUACAAAAGGUUUAACCAAUUAAAAAUAGAGGCGAGUGGAAAAAAGCCAUCAUUUAAUAAAAUGGAGGCACGCUUAAAUGAUUGCAAGAAAUGCAAAGUUAAGUCGUAUAUGCUCUUAGAUACAUUGGGCCCAGGUGUCCUUAAAAUGUAAAAAAAAAUAAAAAAAUAAAAAAAGAUGCAGAAAGAGUAAGGCACCCGAACGCACGGGUACGCACGGCUGCGUGGGAAGGCUGACUCAUGACUGCAGACUAGCGUGGACUGUUAAGCAAACUUGUUUUAGGCAAAUUCUCCUGGAGUGCCCUGAGCCGCCCCUGUCCCCAGCCUCCAUCCCAAAGAUUCCCCUGUGUGGACAGAAUGUUCCUUUUCCCUUUGAUGAUGUCCUUGGUGUUUGGCUCAUCCUCAUGUGGACUUUGUAGGAUUCCCAAGAUGUGGGGGCUUUGGUGGGACACAUAUGUGUUUUGCCUUGGGCCCCAAAGCUGUCAGUGGGAGUUUUGUGUCCACGCUUUUAUCUCCAAAGCAGUGAGAAAUUCUAAUGAAUCCCUGGCCAUCUGGAUUAUGGAAUAUCUGUCAUAUAUGCACUUUAUUUAAGGAUUUAAUUUAAAUACCUAGAAGCUGUAGAUUUGGAGCCUCUUCAUAUAGCCCUUGGUAUGUUGUGUUAUGUGCCUGCCCGUGUCAUGCUGGGGUUGGGAGUGGCACUGGCGGUCCCCCCCCCCCACUCGGCACUGUGGGCUUCCAGCAGUCAGGAUCUCACACUUACCUCUCCGAGAUCUCAUUAGCCAGGCUGUGCCCAGGCGAGUGGGAGGUUGGCGUGACGACCAGGUGGGACAUCAGAUGGGAGCGAGUGCCUCUGUACUCCGAGAGGCGCCAAGAUGAUCACACCACGGUCUGGGCCCUUUCUGAGAACUGCUGAUUUUAGCUGGUGCGGGUCACCCUCACAGCCUAGGAGUUGGGAUUGGCCAUGUCCCCUUGGAGGAGAAAAGAGCUGUGACCAGCCCUGGCUGUCUUCGGAGGCCAUCUUUUUUCUGUCCCUGGCAUUGUAGCACCUUCUUGCUGUGUGCACGUAAUUCAUGCCAUCCGCACACUUGGCACUGGGCCACCCUCGUCUCUUGUAAGCAUGGACUCGGGCAGUGCCAAAUGGUCUUUGAUCCACAGUUCUUGGCGCGGGCCGCCACGAGAACCCCUGGCAGCUUUCAUGACUUCAGCCUCUGCCCCUCCUGGAGGUUCUCACAACUAGGGAGCUGUGCCCUAGAACCCUUCUACAGCCGCCAGGUGGCCUCGUGAGCCAGCGUCGAGAACUGCAGUCGUAGCACACAGGGAUUGGGGGCGGCCUUCAUUGCCCAUCCAGUGGCUCUUCCCGGAUGCCCAUCCUGAGCUCCCCCAAAGGGCUCACCUUGUCAGAACGUCUCGUUGUUGUAACAGCCAGUGUUAGGCCCCCUCUGCUUGCACACUUGCCAUCAGGCCUUCAGUGGAUUGUCAAGUAUUCCUGCCCGCUGUCACUGUGGGAGAUCUGCAGUGGGGCAGUAUGGAGCCCCCACUGCCACCCUGAGCUUUCUCUGCCUCUCUGUGCGUGUCUGUCUUGGCUGGCCCUCUACCUCACCACACGUAAUCUCAGAAUCUGCAGUUAAGCUUGGAACAUCAGGGGCGUUAGCAUGAUGGCAGGAAGCCUGGCUGUUUCUUCCCAUCCCAGUGGUCUGGCAGCAGUGGGCGAGUGGGCCCUUCCCCUGCAUCUUCCCCUGCAAGCACACAGGCCAGGCUAGGGCCAGCUCUUGGUGUCUGCAAAACCGCUCUGGACAUGCCCACAUUUUAAAGAAGGCUGCCCAGGCAGCAAGUGUGGCCAGGCCAGGGGCUCCUCUGGCAGAUCUGAAGGUGAGCCUCGCCCUGCCCUGCUGAGCAGAGGCUCUGUCCACCGGCCGGCACGUGCAGUGUGAGGGACUUGUAGACUCGCAGAGGCGCUUGGGCGUGGAGGGUGGAUGCAGCUCUUCUGGGGGCUUCGGUGUGGGCCUAGAGAAGCAUUCGGCUGCGAGAACCCAUGAGACCCAGGUGUAGGGAGGGUCCAGAAUGGGGUGGGAACUCUCACCAGUCCCUCUGCAAACCUGCGUGACAGCUAGGGCCUGCUUUCAUGAGCCUUUGCGUUUGGUCUUGGGGGUCUGGGCAGUCUCGGCUGCUCAUGACGAGCUGGCCCAGCCUUUUCCUCUUAGCCUUGUGUGGGCAGCCGCCAGUGGGGGCUUUUCCUCCUGUGUUCUCUUUCUCCUUGGAGGGGGCUGCCCACUCCAAAGUGGGGAGUGCGAGAUCGAGGGCAGGGUGUCAGGAGCAGUCCAGAUGCUUCUGAGGGUGGCCGUGGUGUUGUUCCUCUCUCAGGCUGGUGAGGUUGUGGGAGCAGGCGGAAGACCUGAGUGAGCCCACCCCUAUUCCCGCACUUGUCUGGCGGCAGCAAGGGGAGGAGAAGGGGGGGCUGACCUCUGCUUCUCCCUGGGAAGAGCCCAUCCUCAGGAAGAGGAGGACAGAGAGGAAGGAGAGACAGGGGAGGCUUCGUCCUGGCUGUCCUCUCUGCCCAGCUCCUUGGUUCUCUGGGGUCCUGCCACCAGCCCGUUCAGGCUGGUCUGGGAUCUGAACCCAUUACUGAAUUCACCUCUUCUGGGUAAAGGAUUUGUCAGGGAAGAAUGGCUGCUUGGUCCCCAAGGUGGAGGGUCGCACCCCUGUGUCCCUGACAGUUCAGUCUGCUGUCCAGUGAGGACGUUUUACUCCUGAGUAGUUUAUUGGCUUUGCCCAGGUACAUUUACUCACUUACUUACACCCCCGUGUCAUUCACGGAGGGGGAUGGGCAGGGCCCCCUUCUCCUGUGUAGGCGGCCACCACUGUGUUCCCUCCAGCCUUGUCCCCACAUCGUCCCUGGCCACCCCCUCUGCCUCCCCUCGUUUUCCUCUGUUGCCUUUACUUCCUUUUCCGAUCUCUCCUGUUUGGGGUAAUCCCACCAUCCUCGGCGCCACCUCCCCUGAGGGCUAAAAAGGGAAGCAAAGCAAGGGCCUCUCGAAAGGCAAGAGGACAUUCCUGCCAAGUGGUCAUCUCCUGAUGGCCCGAUCCCCAGGGGGGACUGAAGGGCCGUGGCCUCUCAGCCCUGCCCCGUCCCCCUACACACACACACGCACACACGCACCUUGUUUCUGGAAGGAGCCCUGGGUCGCCCUCCCGACUGGUGGCAGCUCAGGCCCUGCUUCCCGGGGUGCUCAGGUGUCAGUGCCAGCCCUGGCGUGUAUUAACUGUACAUAGUGAAGUUCCCGUUGACAGGUACCUUCUCAGGGAUUUAUACAUAAAUAGAGCUAGGGGGACGUGGGAGUCUGCUUGAAUCCUGUUUGGUGUUUGCACAUGUUAUGAUUCAGCUGAACAGGAGGGGCGAUUUAGAGCCGGGGCUGACGCUGCUGACUGGGGCGGGUGAGCUGCCUGGGCCUGCCCCUGGGGGAGACCCCGCUGUUGGUGAGUGGGGACUCCGGCAGCUGAAAGGCCUUGCGGGGGUGUGAAGUCGUAGUGAUCUGAGCACCCACCAUGGCUGUGAACCCUGUGCUGAGACCCCCAUCCCUGAAGCAGGGGCCAUUGGUGGAGUGCAGUCCAGUCCGAUGUGGAGAACGUGGACAGGACGAUGGCGUGUGGCCUGCUGACGUGAUUAGAGCUCCUCUGUCAGCUGCACUGGGCUUGCAGGAAGGAGCAGGCUGCUGGGGCCCCCUGCAUGGGCCCUGGCUGUGCACGAGGCCUCCCUCAAGGAGCAGGGUCCUGACGCUAGGGACCUUUCACCUGGGCAGCUCCUCCCGGCCACCUGCUCAGGAAAGUGACUGUCAGAACCGCAGUAUCAUCGUCUUCUGAGAUGGACGCUUGGAGCAGCUGGAAAGGAGACUUGUGGGUGCAGAAGGCCGGGCCAGACUACCCCCUGCCCCCUUCCCUGCUGGGGCAGUGGUCUCUACUGCACAGAUGAGGCUAUUGUGCUGACACAGAAGCCGGCGGGGGCUGGGGAGACACAUCUGUAAUGGAUGCAGAGCUAUUUCCAGGUGUGGGGAAGAAUUGCACCGUCAUGAAGAAAUGCGUGCCACCGAGGAAGCCCAGGAGCCCGACCGAGGAGUGGGUGCCGUGGGCCUGCAGCCUGCCGUGCAGCUGGAGUCCCUGCUGCCCACGCUGCUGAGAGGAGACAGACUUCUCUGCCUGUUUUUGGUGUCUGAGUCUGCCCUGCAACCGAGCCGCACCCCCGAUGUGACGCUUCCUCCCCCAGCACCCCGAGAUCAGCUGGCUCAUCCCCCAUCCCGGCACCAUGUGGUCACUCCCCUCCGCGGCAGUCAGCUGGCGGGCGCUGAGUGUACUCCUAGGCAAAUUCUCUGAACAGUGCUUUCUCUUUGACAGUAUUUAGGGCAGUGGCACUUGUCACAUGCUUCCCAGUGUUUGCUCAGGACCCUUGUCCUCCCAUGCAGGUAACUGCAGAGUCUGGAAUCCACCCUUGCACCCCUGUGGGCUCCAUCACCCUCAGCCUUCUAAGGGGAGGGAGAGCAGAAUAUUUAUCACGGAGGAGCCUUGAAACACAGCCAGGGCAUGCUGCGACAGCUCCUGGGCUGGCUGGGCUGGGGAGGUUGCUGCCCUGGUGUGGCGGGCGAGACCCUGAGUGCAGAGAACUGGAACUGCCGCCCGUCUCAGGCCUCUGGAUGCAUUUAGAACUUGUUUUAUGAAACUGUGUAGUUUCUCAUUCCUGUGCCCUGGAAUUCACACGUUUCUUCAUUAACAUUUUAAGUAAGUGGGAAAACAAUUCCUCUCUGGAGGUGUUUUUUUUUUUUUUUUU
Tupaia belangeri chinensis (Chinese tree shrew) is the source of this 6961-nucleotide messenger RNA. It is a transcript of the gene ANKRD33B, whose product is annotated as ankyrin repeat domain 33B. The transcript is spliced from 4 exons. The record is from RefSeq and is a predicted model, not a curated record. NCBI's taxonomy places the organism in Eukaryota, Metazoa, Chordata, Mammalia, Scandentia, Tupaiidae. Bases 172 to 1314 code for a protein of 380 amino acids. Gene Ontology annotation, molecular function: protein binding.